Arvicola amphibius (Eurasian water vole) is the source of this 421-nucleotide messenger RNA. It is a transcript of the gene Atp5f1e, whose product is annotated as ATP synthase F1 subunit epsilon. Gene Ontology annotation, molecular function: proton-transporting ATP synthase activity, rotational mechanism. Lineage: Eukaryota; Metazoa; Chordata; Mammalia; Rodentia; Cricetidae. The transcript is spliced from 3 exons. Gene Ontology annotation, cellular component: mitochondrial inner membrane. The coding region runs from base 110 to 265 and encodes 51 amino acids. The record is from RefSeq and is a predicted model, not a curated record. Gene Ontology annotation, biological process: proton motive force-driven mitochondrial ATP synthesis.
CCCGCCUUUUCCGGUACUCUGACGGCCUGACCUUCCUGCUGCCGGUCCCGGCUGAAGCGACUCUGAAGCGACCCCGCGGCUCUGCCCGACACGUCCCGCUCGCGACACCAUGGUGGCGUACUGGCGGCAGGCUGGACUCAGCUACAUCCGCUUCUCCCAGAUCUGUGCGAAAGCAGUGAGGGAUGCCCUGAAGACCGAGUUCAAAGCUAACGCCGAGAAGACGUCCGGCAGCAGCAUAAAGAUCGUGAAGGUGAAGAAGGAGUAGCUGGCACUGGCUGAAGCCAGAACUGCUGAGUCGUCACGGUGAAGACGUGGGUACCUGCUAUGGCAGAUUGAAAUCACCCUCACCUCCUGGGCACAAAACUGCCCGUGUUGCUGAAUUGACUAUGCCAAUAAAAUGACAUGGUUCAUGUCUGCUGGA